AAUCCGUAAUUCGCUCGUUGGCGUAUCCCGCGAGAUGAUGAUGGAGGAUGUGGAGCAGUUCGCAAGGGAACAUAACUUACACGAAAUCUUGCCCUUGCUGCGUAAGGGCGCUCUGGCUGCACAGAACCCUGCUGCAGUCGACUCUUUGCAAGAAUUUGACGACGAACAUAGAGAUACUUUGCGUCGGGAGUUCACCCAUCGCUGGGAUCAAACUGGCUCAAACGGCGCCAAUCUAUACGCUGCCUGGAUCUCCGAUCCUUUUAAUUACAUGUUUGGACGAUGCGUUACUAUCUUCAUUGCCGCGGUCUUCUCUCUCCUUGCACCUGUUGGUAUGGCUUUGACACAGAACUGGCAGCAGCUAAUCGUCACACGCCUCCUCCUGGGUGUUGGUAUGGAUCUCAAGGAGGUGACUGUUCCUGUGUUCUCCGCCGAAAUCGCUCAAACCAUUAUCCGUGGAGGGCUGGUGAUGUCGUCGCAGGUUUGGACAGCCUUCGGAAUCCUUCUGGGCACCUCAGCCAACCUGGCUGUCAAGGACACUGGUGCCAUUUCGUGGAGACUGUGGCUUAUGUCUAAAGGAAGAUUUAUGGGUGCCUACAAGUCCCUUUGUCGAUUCAGAGGAUCUAAUCUGCUGGCUGCGCGUGAGACCUAUUUUAUCCAUGCACACAUGCAAUAUGAAAAGCUCGUCAUUGAGCAAAGCGGUGUUGCUGUUCACGCUAAUUUCUUCACACGUGUUACCGAGCUCUUCACUAUCCCUCGACUUAGGAGAGCUACACAAGCGUCUGGUAUUGUGAUGAUCGGACAGCAGAUGUGUGGCAUAAACAUUAUCGCAUUCUACUCUUCCACCAUCUUUGCAAACGCAGGAGCUUCGGUCACUGGCGCUCUUCUUGCACCAUGGGGCUUCAGAUUGAUUAACUUCAUCUUCGCCUGGCCGGCGAUCUGGACCAUUGAUACCUAUGGACGUCGUGCACUGCUCCUCUUCACGUUUCCAAACAUCACUGCGCAUCUUGCAUUGAUUGCAUUGUUUAUAUACUUGUUCGACGCCUUUUAUUCUCCUGGUGAGGGCCCAGUUCCGUUCACGUACUCUGCCGAGGUCUUUCCCCUAUCGCACAGAGAGUUCGGCAUGUCAUGGGCGGUCUGCACAAACAACUUUUGGGCUACUGUUGUGUCUUUGACCUUCCCACGCCAUUUGCGAGCAUUUGGGCCUACGGGCACGUUCGGUUUCUACACAGGCAUGAACGCUCUUGCUUUCGUGAUGAUCUUUCUCUGGCUCCCGGAAACGAAGCAGAAAUCGCUCGAGGAACUAGAUUAUGUUUUUGCUGUACCCACGCGCACUCAUAUGGCGUAUCGAGUGAAGACCGUCUUACCUUACUGGUUUAAGACAAGAGUCCUGCGUCACAAAGGGCUUGUAUUUCUUUAG
Molecule: messenger RNA, 1417 nt
Organism: Boeremia exigua
Lineage: Eukaryota; Fungi; Ascomycota; Dothideomycetes; Pleosporales; Didymellaceae
Product: MFS transporter
Exons: 7
Coding region: 35-1417 (460 amino acids)
Biological process (GO): transmembrane transport
Cellular component (GO): membrane
Molecular function (GO): myo-inositol:proton symporter activity
Source: RefSeq, a predicted model, not a curated record